AGUGGGUGUGGGACAAGUUCUCUUUUUUGAGGUCUCACAUUGAAACGGUGGAUGCCAGAAAUGUGGCCUCGUUUGCAGCAGCAGCACCAGCAAUUUCCAGUGGCACUGAAGUCACCCACUCCACCAGCCAAACCUCAGUAGUUGCCUCUACCUCCAGCAAGGCUCCAACACGACCACUCCCACCACCCUCCCAUACAUCCUCCCAGACAGGGUCAGUCGGCUCCAGACGGGGCAGUGAGGAUAGGGUAAACUCUGGAGAACUGAAAGACCUGCUGGUGGAAUUCAUGUCCAGAAGUACGGCUGCGUCUGGCAGCUCCUAUUUUGGGAAGUAUGUGGAGGAAACCCUGUCGAAGGUGCCUGGGGAGAUCAGGAGGGAUGCUGAGGCUAACAUUAUCCAGGUGCUGCACAGGGCUCAGCGGGCAGCUGAGCACAGCCAUAUGCAGCCACCACCACGCCAAGACCAGCAGUCCCAACAGUUCCAGCAGGAGGUCCCGCAGUUCCAGCAUUCCCUGUGGCAGCCUCACCCCUCUCAGUGGCCACCUCGCCCCGUUGGGCGUCAAACCACUGUCUGGGGUAGACAGGACCGCGGCUACAUCCAGCGACAGUUACCCACGUACCCGAUGACCAGCCCAUUACCACCAACCAGUGAAGCACAGCCAGGAGCCUCAGGGGUGACGGCCAGCACCACCACCACUGCGCUGCCCUCCUCUCUAGAUGACUGCUUCGUCAGCCUGCUGGGAGCUAGUACACCAGCUGCCGGCAGUUUCAACCUCUCCUCCCAGCUCAACACCCCUCGUCAACUUGCUGAUGAGGAUGAUGAUGACACAGACCUGGCCUAGACACAGGCAGACCCCACGAUGAAUAUUAGAGACUACUUGGGGACAUCAACGGUUUAUUACCAAACGUGCCUACACUGUUUUGAUCUGCACUUGGUGUGCAGAACUCUUUUCAUAGACUUCCAGUGUGCUUGUGUUACUAAAAAUUGAAAUGUAAUAGAGAUUUAAAAAUAAAAAUGCAUAUGAUACAUUAUAU
Molecule: messenger RNA, 1032 nt
Organism: Gigantopelta aegis
Lineage: Eukaryota; Metazoa; Mollusca; Gastropoda; Neomphalida; Peltospiridae
Exons: 2
Coding region: 285-839 (184 amino acids)
Source: RefSeq, a predicted model, not a curated record